AAAUGCAUUUACGUUUUCACCUUUUUAUGCUUUGCCGCCUCCUCUCCCCAUUAAUUUUUUCUCUCCUUUCAUUCUCUUUCUGCAGUUUCUUUUUUAGCUUCUUCCAUUGACUAGGAACUACGCAAUUCAGCACAACCCAACUUUCAACUUCUUUUAGCUUCUUCAAAAGCAGUAACACUUAAUUAUGUAUCCGAUUACCAAACUUUAUCAACACUUCCAUUACUUUCUUCUGCAUUUGCAAACCAUUAAAAGAUCUGUUUUUUCUUUUCUCUUUUGCUUACCUACUUACCUUCUUGCUCUUUUUCUUGUUUUUCUUUUGGCUUACAAUGCUUUCUCCGUAUUCUACAUUCACCUCCCUUCCUUUCGCGCCAAAAUCUCUUCGGUUCCCGCCAUUUUCUCGCCGGAAAAAGUUGCCGGUGACUCGCUUCAGAAGUUCACUUCCUCUGUGUUGUAUGCUGUGAAAGAGGAGAACCCACCUGUGAUUUUGAAGACCCAGUUGCCUCUAUUUCAUAAACACAACUUUUCCUUGGUGCCUAUUAAUAGUUCUUUUGUUUCUGGACCACAAAAAGAGCAUAACAGGAGAACCAAGUUCAUGAUUCUUCGUUUGGGAGCAAAAUCUAGGCGGUUUUCAGCCAAAGUUAAAGAAUUUUUUGAUAAUUCUUCAUGUAAGUUGAGGUUUUUUAUGACUUGGAUUUCUUCACUUAAUUCAUUCGGUCAUAGGGAGUUUUUGGCUGUAGAGAGUUUAUUUAAGUCCCAUCCCAAUGCUUGUCUGGUCAUGGUCUCAAAUUCAUUGGACUCAAGUAAAGGAAAGCUUCUUCUUCAACCUUUUUUAGAUAAGGGUUUCAAAUUAAUUGCAGUUAAGCCUGAUUUUGAUUACUUAUUCAAGAAUACUUUUGCAGAAGGGUGGUUCAAUAAAUUGAAGGAAGGGAAUGUUGAUCCUGGAAUCAUUUCUUUGGGUCAAAAUAUGUCUAAUUUACUUAGGCUUGCUUUGUUGCAUAAAUUUGGUGGCAUUUAUUUAGAUACAGAUGUUAUAGUGCUGAAAAGUUUUUCCAAGUUGAGGAAUUCAAUCGGAGCACAAACUGUUGAUCCUGGAACCAAGAAUUGGACCAGAUUAAACAAUGCUGUGUUGAUUUUCGAUAAGAAGCAUCCAUUACUUUACAAGUUCAUACAAGAAUUUGCACUCACAUUUGAUGGUAGCAAGUGGGGUCAUAAUGGCCCUUACUUGGUCUCAAGAGUUGUAUCAAGGGUGAAUGGUAGACCUGGAUUCAACUUCACUGUGAUGCCUCCAUCAGCUUUCUAUCCUGUUGAUUGGAGUAGAAUACACAGUUUCUUUGGAGGGCCUCAAAAUGAGUUUCAUUCGAAAUGUUUGCAGAAGAAGCUUGAACUUAUUCGCCAUCAAAGCUUUGCAGUUCAUCUAUGGAACACACAGAGUAAACUGCUUAAAGUUGAAGAAAGGAGCAUCAUUGAUCAUUUAAGGUUCGACUGCUGUAUAUUCUGCAAUUCCUCGCUCUCAAGUUUGUAAGUACAGAAUAAAUUAUGACAUUGUGCUGAUUGUCUCAUAUUCACAAAAUGUGAUUAAAAAAAAAAUAUAUAUUUAUCAGAUUCAUAUUCUUGAUAUAUGAAUGCCAUAUAGCAGUCAAUCCCUAUAUCCUUACAAGACAAUGUAUUAAAUAUGACUGGGAAACAUCAUUUUGCUGCUGUCUGUGGAUUAUGGACCACUCAGGUAAUUUCACCAUUGUGGGUUCAAAAAAAGGAACUACAUAAUCAAUAACUUCUUGGUUUCUCUUGCAAUUGUAUUUUCUUUCACUAUAUGAAAAUCUGAAGAAAAAGGAAGUAAUAAUUUUAGCUUUA
Molecule: messenger RNA, 1851 nt
Organism: Mangifera indica (mango)
Lineage: Eukaryota; Viridiplantae; Streptophyta; Magnoliopsida; Sapindales; Anacardiaceae
Exons: 1
Coding region: 185-1522 (445 amino acids)
Source: RefSeq, a predicted model, not a curated record